This is a messenger RNA of Gilbertella persicaria, 1044 nucleotides long. RefSeq lists its product as uncharacterized. The transcript has 3 exons. The coding region runs from base 1 to 1044 and encodes 347 amino acids. The record is from RefSeq and is a predicted model, not a curated record. Gene Ontology annotation, cellular component: plasma membrane. NCBI's taxonomy places the organism in Eukaryota, Fungi, Mucoromycota, Mucoromycetes, Mucorales, Choanephoraceae.
AUGAAGUUUUCUAUACAUUCAUUGUUGCUGAUCGUAUCAAUAACAUUCCUUGUUGUUGCAUCAGCAUCACCUAUUAUAAACAAAGGCAAUGUGAUAAAUAUUGCCACUAAAUCUUAUAAUAAUGAUAAAAGAGAUUUAAUUGAUCUUCACAAUUCUGGAGGGUCUAAAACAACAGCCACGACCACAACGACAACAGCUACUUCAACAGCUACUCACACACCAACCAAUUUACCAGCUUCUUCAGAUCCAGAGGUAAUUUAUGGUGGUAACGGUAUUACGCCUCAAAAUGGUGUUGUAGGUGCUAUCUUAAUUGUGCUAGGCCUCUACCUCAUGGUCUUUGGUUUUCGAUCAUUUAGAAUCACAUUAGCUGUAUGUGGUUUCUUAACUUUUGGUUUGAUUACUUGGGUUGGUAUGACCAACAAUCAGCCAUACUAUGGUUAUGUCAAUAACGAUGUCACAAUAAUUGCUGUUCCUGCCGGAAUAGGUCUCUUGGGUGCCAUUAUCUAUGCAAUUUUCUGGAAUGUCUCUAUUUAUUUAGUAGGGGCUCUAGGUGGAUUUGCAUUGGCUAUGUAUAUACUCUGCUGUCGAUCUGAUCUUUUGAUCACUCAGGUGGUCGCAAGAGCCGCGUUCCUAGUUGCUUUGCCUGUGUUUAUGUCAUUUAUUACCUUUUUUGCAGAGCGAUAUGUUUUACUAUUUACUUUCGCAUUUACUGGUUCUUGUUGCUUUAUUGUUGGUAUAGAGUUCUUGGCCCAUACAGGAUAUCUAGCUGGUAUUAAAUCUAUUUUGGAUGGCAAUCGCUAUCAUCGUGUUGUCUACAGUAUCAAUACAAAAGUUAUUGUAUUGAUUGUCUUUAUCGGUGUUGUUUUUCUUAUUUCAUUUGCCUGGCAAUACACUUACAACAAAGGACAAAAGUUUGGUGUUAUCUUUAUUGAAGAAGUCAAAGAGGUCAAAGAAAACCCUGCUUCAAAAGAAGAAGAAGGACCCGGCGAUCCUGGUAAAUUCGAUGAGACACAACCGCAUGUUGAAGAGCAACCUAAACAUUAA